This is a messenger RNA of Rhinolophus ferrumequinum (greater horseshoe bat), 2962 nucleotides long. RefSeq names its product retinoic acid receptor responder 1 (gene RARRES1). The transcript is spliced from 6 exons. The record is from RefSeq and is a predicted model, not a curated record. NCBI's taxonomy places the organism in Eukaryota, Metazoa, Chordata, Mammalia, Chiroptera, Rhinolophidae. The coding region runs from base 126 to 1010 and encodes 294 amino acids. Gene Ontology annotation, molecular function: metalloendopeptidase inhibitor activity.
ACCCGGGCUCCCUGCAGCCUACCGUCCCGGGGGCGGAGGGGAGGGGCCCGCUGAGACUUUAUUUCCUCGAGCGCCGGUGUGGCCGCUCCGAGCCCGUCCUGCGCUGCGCUAGCCCUCCGGUGUUCAUGCAGCCCCGCCGGCAACUGCUGCUGGCGCCCGGGCCCGGAGGCCCACGCCCCACCGCCCCGAUGUUUGCACUGCUGCUGUUGCUCGCCCUCCAGGGGGCGGCGGCGGCGCCCGCGGGUUUCGCGGGGUCCGCAGGGUCCGAGGACUCCGGGUGGCGCCAAGACCCAGAGCUCCAGAGCGGGCUCCUGCAGCAGGCGGCGCGCGCGGCGCUGCACUUCUUCAACUUCCGCGCGGGUUCGCCCAGCGCCCUGCGAGUGGUGUCCGCGGUGCAGCAGGGCCGCGCGUGGGUUAAUUCAAAGAACGAACGUAAAGUUGACCUGGUGUUCACCACAGAGCGUUAUAACCCAGAGGAAGGUGAGGAACGUUUGGGGAAAUGUUCUGCUCGAGUGUUUUUCAGGAAUGAGAAACCCAGACCGGCCAUUAACAUCACUUGUACGCGGUUUGUUGAGAAGAGCAAAAGACAACAAGAGGAUUACCUGCUUUACAAGCACAUGAAGCAACUGAAAACCCCCUUGGAUGUAGUCAGCAUACCUGACAGUCACGGGCAUAUUGAUCCCUCUCUGAGACCCAUCUGGGAGUUAGCUUUUCUUGGAGGCUCUUAUGUGAUGUGGGAAAAGACAACGCAGUUCUCGCACUACUACCUGGCACAGCUCAGCAGCCUGAAGCAGUGGAAAACAAAUGACAAUGCAAUUGAUUUUGAUUAUACUGUUCUACUCCAUGAAUUCCCAACACAGGAAAUCAUUCCCUGUCGUAUUCACUUGGUGUGGUACCCUGGCAAACCACUUAAAGUGAAGUACCACUGUCAUGGGCUGCAGACACCCGAAGAAGCCUCUGGAAUUGAAGAAGGAUCAGCUGUGGCACCGACAGAGCUUAGUAAUUUCUGAACAGAAAAAAAGUCUGCUUAUCCCAAAUUCUAAACAAAAUGACUGUACUAAGUAGCCUAAAUCAGUAUUCUACUAAAAUAGCUAAGGUAUAAGGCAUUUUAAUAAUUCGGGAAAGCCUAUGAUACUCAAAAUUAAAAGAUGUCAAGAUUUUUAAAAGAUAAUAUAUUUCAAUGAAAGCAAAUUGUAGGAAAAAUAUUAUCUGUUUAAAAGGAAUUUUACUAUUUUUUAUGAUUUCAAGCAAGUAUUCUUUUUUAACUGAUAGCUACUUUUAAAUAAAUGUUUAUAUUUCUAAAUAAAAUGUUUAAAUGUGCUUGUAGAGAUUUAUCUAUGUAGGUAAAAUUUGUGCUAACCUGGAAUUAAAUGAAUUCUGAAUAUUGCUUAAUUCAUAUUUCACAAAUAAAAAUAUAGAGCGUCUCACAGGUAAAACUGAGUGUCUUCAAACAUGUGUUAAAUGUAACAGUGAUAUAACUGAAAGUAAGUAUAACAAGUGUUUACAAUUUUCAUUUAUAAGGACAACUUGCACCCAGUGUUGGCCUAAGUAGUCUAUAAAAGCAAACACAGUAUGUAUUGUAAUCGGAUUCAGUGCGGUACCUCCCCAAGGCAGGAAUAAUUGAUCCAGGAAGUAUGGCCGUCACUUGCUCUGAAAAUUAGUAUCGUUUAACAGAACACUUAUAUCCAUGUCUAAAAACUUUUAGCCAGGUUCCUUGGCCAAUAAUUGGUUAGGAAGCAUCAGCCUUAAAAUAUACCAAAAUAUUACUUUUAGGUCUGCACUAUUAGAAAAUUGGGAAAGUUUACACCAAAGAGAAAAAAUUUAAAGAUGUGGAUUCUUACAAAAUAAAAAUAAGAUGGAUGAUACUUUUACUUUUUAGAUCUAGUUUAUAUAUUUUUUCUAUUAAAACCCCAACCCUUUGCAUUCAUCUUUACAACAUCCACUUGAUUUAAAGAACUGUAAGGAUACUGAAGCACUGAAAACAAUCAUUUAAAGAAAACAUCAGAUCUCCCACCUAUGUCAUAACACAGAAAAAAUACUUUUUCUAAAAGAUCAAUCUACAAUGAUUCAAUCAUGACAAAACCAAAUGAUAAACUCUAACUGAAGUUCCCUAAAUAAUCUUCAAAGAAGGUCCCAAGAGCAUUAUAAUAACAUAUUCAAUGUCCUGUGAUCUUUAAUCACUCUUUUAGUAUCCCAUUAAGUGCUAGAAAGGGGUUGCAGCUUGCGAGUCUUACUUAGCCUCAUAAAAGCAUUUUUAUUAGUGAGAUUAGACUCACAAAUAGAGGUCUCUAAGGUAAUCUUCUAACAGAUUUAUUUCAGUAUAAGAGAUUAUGAAGGGGGAAUUCUACACAUACAGCAACAUACAAACACAAUUACCUAAUUUAUGAAUUUACAAAACCCACAAAAGCUAAACCAAUUACAAAUUUCUCAGUAUCACCAUUAGAACAUCUUUUCUAGCACAAACUCUAAAAUUGCUGAUUUGAUUUUACUACUACUGAUUUUGCUAGCUAACAGCAGAGAAAAUUACUUCACGUUCCUUGACAUUAAAUGAGAAACUCUAAAUUCCCUCUUUUCAUUAAGAGUCUGUAUCUUCUGAAUCACUCUGAGCCAAGAAGCUAUAUACAGCAUCACUCCUGGUCUCUUUAGAACUUUCAGAAUUUUAAGACAUACAAAAUAGUACCAGGAUUUUGUCUACAUUCCUUUUGAUUCUACUUAGUUUCAUUUUUCCUGCCUGAAGUAUGAGCUGUUAGAAGUUACAUUCUUCUGAAAGUCAUCUGGAAGUUUCUGUAUUUGCCCUUGAAUGAUAGUCCUUCAUAACAUAUGAGUUUAUUACAUCAAUUUUUCUCGGAACCUGUUCUGUGAUUUUUCCUAGCUUUCAAAGUGAUACAAUUACCUAACAUGCUGCCUGGUACUUAUUUGAAUGGAUAAAUGAAUGAAAGCUCACAAUAAAUUGCCUUAAAUA